Messenger RNA from Saccharomycodes ludwigii, 1230 nucleotides. It is a transcript of the gene TYS1, whose product is annotated as tyrosine--tRNA ligase TYS1. Gene Ontology annotation, molecular function: ATP binding; tyrosine-tRNA ligase activity. The record is from RefSeq and is a predicted model, not a curated record. NCBI's taxonomy places the organism in Eukaryota, Fungi, Ascomycota, Saccharomycetes, Saccharomycodales, Saccharomycodaceae. The coding region runs from base 1 to 1230 and encodes 409 amino acids. Gene Ontology annotation, biological process: tyrosyl-tRNA aminoacylation. The transcript has a single exon.
AUGACAGAAACAGUAGUUACUCCUACCGUUGACCCAGCUGAAGCACUACAGUUAAUAAAAAAAAAUUUACAAGAAGUUUUAAAUGAACAAAUCAUCAAAAAUGUUUUGGAAGUUGAAAAAAGGCCAUUAAAGUUAUACUGGGGUACAGCUCCCACUGGUAAACCACACUGCGGUUAUUUUGUUCCAAUGAUCAAGCUAGCUGAUUUCUUGAGAGCUGGGUGUGAAGUCACCGUCUUAAUAGCAGAUUUGCACGCUUUCUUAGAUAAUAUGAAAGCCCCAUUGGAUGUUGUUGGCUACAGAGCAAAAUAUUACGAAUUUGUUGUCAAAUCCAUUUUAAAAUCUAUCAACGUUUCUAUUGAAAAGUUGCACUUUGUAGUUGGUUCUUCUUACCAAUUAACUCCAGAGUACACUUUGGAUAUAUUUAAAUUAGCUAAUACUGUCUCUCAAAACGAUGCAAAAAGAGCAGGUGCAGAUGUUGUUAAACAAGUUGCCAACCCAUUAUUAAGUGGUUUGAUUUAUCCACUAAUGCAAGCCUUGGAUGAAGAAUAUUUAAAAGUUGAUGCUCAAUUUGGUGGGGUUGAUCAAAGAAAAAUUUUUGUAUUAGCUGAAGAAAAUUUGCAAAACGUAGGCUAUAAAAAAAGAGCCCAUCUUAUGAAUCCGAUGGUUCCAGGUUUGAAUCAAGGCGGUAAAAUGAGCGCUUCGGAUCCAAAUUCAAAAAUUGAUAUCUUAGAAGAACCAAAACAGGUUAAAAAAAAGAUUAAUAGCGCAUACUGUGCACCAGGCGUUGUUGAAGACAAUGGACUAAUUGCCUUUAUUAAAAAUGUUAUUGAACCUAUCCAAGAGUUGAAAAAGGGUACCAAUUCUUUCGAAUUCUUCAUUGAUAGACCAGAAAAAUUCGGUGGUCCAAUCACUUACCAUUCUGUAAAUGAUAUAAUUGAGGAUUUUAAAACUGAAAAGUUAGCUCCAGCCGACUUAAAAUCCGGUGUUGCUGAUGCUAUAAAUGUCUUAUUAGCUCCAAUUCGUGAAGAAUUUGCCAAAAACAAAGAAUUCCAAGAAGCCCAAGAAAAAGGUUACCCAACUGUUGUCCAACAAAAAACGAAAAAAGCUAAAAAGCCAAAGAACAAGGGUUCUCGUUACCCAGUUUCUACUGCAUCAAAGAAGGAUAUAGAAAAACAACCAACUGUUGACCAAACAGCUGAAAAAUUACACGAAACUUCAUUAAAAGAGUAA